Molecule: messenger RNA, 984 nt
Organism: Danaus chrysippus (African queen)
Lineage: Eukaryota; Metazoa; Arthropoda; Insecta; Lepidoptera; Nymphalidae
Source: the annotation of a GenBank genome assembly
AUGUGUGUUCUAUUAGCAGAUGGUGGGCGGAGGGGCCCGUCAGCCUUGGCCCUGGCCUGGAAACAUCCACUAGUGAUGGAGACCAAGCUGAAGAUUAUAGAAAUACUGCAGUUUAUCCUGGACGUUCGUUUGGACUACCGCAUCAGCUGCCCGCUGUCGAUCUUCAAGAAGGCCUUCGAGACCUCCUCGCCGGACGCUCUCGGUCGACUGGACGUGGAGGCCAUAGGACUACAGGCCGAGGGGAUCUUCAGAUGUCGGCAUGACACACACACACAUACAUACAUACCAACACCGACUAGGCGAGAUACAAAUACAAAGAUCAUUAGACGGUUUAGACCUGGAUGCUUGCGGCGGUCGUAUGGUGUUGAGAGUUCUGCUGCAGCUGUGUUCCCAGGGUGCUUCGGCCAGUCUCGUUUCAGGAACCCUAACCCAACCCUAUUCCGUCAUUUCAGUCAGAGACAAGAAGUUUUGGAGGCUUUUAAGCAGGUCCAACUGUUAGUGUCUGACGCGGACGUGGAGUCCUACAAACAGAUCAAGGCCGACCUGGACAUACUGAGACAGAGCGUUGAGAAGUCGGAGCUGUGGGUGUUCAAUAAGGGACGCGCCGGGAUUAUAGAUGAUCACAGCGAUAUAAAAGGCGCCGUUGGUCCUGGCGGGGCGGUGUUGGAGCGAAACGCGUCCUUAGACAACGUGCGAGCACCGAGAGGAGAUCGACAGGACUACGAUAAGAUUAAAGAGAUCCUGGAACGUAUGAUCAAGUAUUGUACCCAGGGCAACACGGCGAGGGAGGGGGGCGACUCGAGACCGCGGAGACACGAACAGAGGCUGCUGAGGAAUAUAGGAGUACAUAAUGUAGUGCUGGACCUGCUGCAGCAAAAGACGAAACUUCUCAGCAUUCCAUGGAUUCACCGUGCGGGUGCCGGGUCCAUCGCGUUGCAGGGGGAGGAGCUUCAACAGUGCCUGGGACUUGCGACCCAAGUGUAG